This is a messenger RNA of Monascus purpureus, 1122 nucleotides long. The record is from the annotation of a GenBank genome assembly. Lineage: Eukaryota; Fungi; Ascomycota; Eurotiomycetes; Eurotiales; Aspergillaceae.
AUGCACAAACAAGCAGUCUUCCUCAACUAUGCGAUUAGAUUGUUAUCUUACGGCUUUCCUAAUACCUGGAAUGAGAGGUUGUAUCAACAAGGUCAUGACUGGGCUUCACGGGUUACAUGCAGCGCGAUUCUUCCACACGUCAGCUGGCUCAUGAAAUUGGUUCUGCUGCACUCACUUAAGGUUACCAGCCCGGAGCUUUUCGCCCAACUGGUCUUCCGCGUUGGGAAAUACCUCUGGGAGAAAGAGCAGCCCAUGGCUGCACGCUCAUUUUUUGAAUUCGGCCUCCAGCUAGAGAUUAACCCUUCCAUCGAGAACUAUGCGCAGGCGUACCGCUUGCUGGGCCACAUCGCACUUGAUAUGGCACAGCCAAAGGCUGCAUUGUCUGCGUACCACCGGGCACUUCGCGUGAGAGAAGCGGUUGAAGAGCCAAAUUCACCCUCGGUGGCUGACAUAUACGACUCCAUUGCCUGCAGCUAUACGGAGCAAGGAAACGUUGAUAAUGCCUUCGCAUAUCUUUCGAGAGCGGUGGAGAUCUAUAACAUGAACAAUUCACUUUUAAUGGGCAGAACGCAAGCGAUAUAUGCGAUGUCGUACCUCCGAGCAGGGCAACCGAGAAAAGCACUUGCCACACUGCAGCACUGCUGGAAGCUGCAGAAUUUGACUAAAGAACAGGUUGCUCGGUCAAAAUACCCCGAACACAGUGGAGACAUUGCUCUUCUGUCCAGAAUUAAGCAUGCCCAAGGUCUGAAGCAAGAAGCCCAGAAGCUUGCAUCUAGAGCGAUUUCCAUCCGCAAGGGUCUUUAUGGAGACAAAGGGCCUCGGGUGGCUGACUCAACAUUCAUAGUUGCCCGAAUGUUGGAGGCUGAAGGUGGAAAUGUACGGACUGCAGAACUUUUGCGCAGUGUCACUGAGAUGAGUCGAGGAGCACCUGAGAUGCAAGGCCAUCUUGCACGGUCAUCGUGGUUCCUUGCCAUGGUGGAGGACAAAAUGGGAGACAGCACCAAGGCUGGACAACUUAAGAUAGAGGCCAAGAAGGAGCGGGACAAAAUUGGUGGAAGGGAGGCAGCGGAUGAGGACACCGAUGCUGCCUUCAUGAACUUGGAUCCAUGGAUGCUCUGGUGA